GCAGGGAGGGGACGACACGGCGGCACAGGACGGGUCUGCGGUACCCAGAAAACUUCGGCAACAGUGACAGGAGCGAGCACCUUGAUUUAUUAGCUACGUUUCUUACACUGUCGUGCUAAGAGGUGAUGCUGGGGGUGGCAGGAAUGACGGGCAGCAUUGCUAAUGCCCUGGCCAACGCAGCCUGUGAGAGAUGCAAGAGUGGCUUUGCUGCGACCGAGAAGAUAGUCAAUAGUAAUGGAGAACUGUACCAUGAGCAUUGCUUUGUGUGUGCCCAGUGUUUCCAGCAGUUUCCAGAGGGACUUUUCUAUGAGUUUGAAGGCAGAAAAUAUUGUGAACAUGACUUCCAGAUGCUCUUUGCUCCUUGCUGUCACCAGUGUGGAGAGUUCAUCAUCGGUCGUGUCAUUAAGGCCAUGAACAAUAGUUGGCACCCUGACUGCUUUUGCUGUGACAUUUGCCAGGCUGUGCUUGCAGAUGUGGGGUUUGUCAAAAACGCUGGCAGGCACCUGUGUCGCCCAUGCCACAACCGUGAGAAAGCCCGUGGCCUGGGCAAGUAUAUCUGCCAGAAGUGCCAUGCCAUCAUUGAAGAGCAACCACUAAUCUUUAAGAAUGAUCCCUAUCACCCAGACCACUUCAACUGCAGCAACUGUGGGAAAGAAUUGACGGCUGAAGCCAGGGAACUGAAGGGAGAGCUUUUCUGUUUGCCCUGUCACGACAAGAUGGGUGUACCAAUCUGUGGUGCCUGCAGGAGACCUAUCGAAGGGCGUGUUGUCAAUGCAAUGGGCAAGCAGUGGCAUGUGGAGCAUUUUGUGUGUGCCAAGUGCGAGAAGCCAUUCCUUGGUCAUCGCCAUUAUGAGAGGAAGGGGCUGGCUUACUGUGAGACUCAUUAUAACCAGCUCUUCGGUGAUGUGUGCUAUCACUGCAACCGUGUGAUUGAAGGCGAUGUUGUGUCUGCACUGAACAAGGCCUGGUGUGUCACUUGUUUCUCGUGCUCCACCUGCAACACUAAACUCACUCUGAAGAACAAGUUUGUUGAGUUUGACAUGAAGCCUGUUUGUAAAAAGUGUUAUGAGAAGUUUCCUCUUGAGCUCAAGAAAAGGCUCAAGAAGCUGGCAGAGUCUUUGGGACGCAAGUGAGCUGCUUCAGGACAAACAACCUGGAAGUAUUCCUGCUAUGUCUGUGAUGGUAAAACUCCCAGGGAACUGCUGCAUUACAACAUAAGAGGCUGGUGUUACACCAGUACAUCAAUAUAAAAAAUGUAAGUCUGGGAUCCCUUUAAAACAAAUAUAAAUAUAUACCACUGUGUCUUGUGAUAAACAUAAACUGUUAGCUGAUUUUUUUUUUCCCCUUGCUGUUGUUUUUUUUUAUAUAUAUAUAUGCAAAUGUCUUUUUUAAAUACAUUCCUAAAAGGUCCUAAUUAGUUUUCUCUCCAAUUCAAGACAUGUGAGAUUCCAGUUGAUUAUGCUUUACCAUGACUGUAAUAGUUAUGUGUGAAACUUGAAUUUGAAAAAGAUUGAUUGUUGGCAUUAUUUUUAAUUACACCUGUGCCUUGAGAAUAUGAACUAUGUGUAUUAAAAUAAUACAGUUAUGCCUUAGUUAUCUAUCUUAAUAAGACAGAGUAUCUACUGAAAGCAGAAUUUUAUUAAACUUUUCACCUUGAGCUUUCAUACCUCAGUAUGAGCAAUUAUAAAGCAACCACUGUGUUCUUAAGGGUAUUGUAAUGGUGCCUCUUUCGGAGAAUGGGAUGAAAAAAAAACAUGUCUCAAGGAGAACGUAAAAUGAGCCAGUAUUGUGAGCAUCUACAAACUGUUAUGUGUUAAUUAAACUAUACUUGGAUGUACAGUGACGCAUGUUAGAAGUAUCUAUAUAACUAAGUUCUGGUGCCUACUGAUCAGCCUUACAGGACAGAUUAAAUUCCACAGGUAAUUAUUUUAUCUAAAGAACUGCUGCGUGACUACAGCUGGGCCACUGGUUAGGCAGAAACUGUGACAUUAGAGACGGUACUAUGUUUAAGUGACUGUAAAAUCCUGGUCUUAUCUUUUAAAAUAGUCUGUUGGUGUAAAGGUGUUUGGUAUGCUUUCUGUGUAUAUGGUACUGUAAUAUUACUGCUUGUACUAUAAAUGCCUGGGGUUUGCUAGUCUGAUAUUUUCAGCCAAAUUAACAUUUGCAUCUUUCUGAGGAAAAACAGUUCAAAAGGAAUCUGGAUUAAACGAACCUUCCUCUGAUUAUUUAACAGUAAAAACGCUUUGAUGGUAAAAGUAUUGCUAAUGAGUCAGCGCAUUGCUUGGGUUAUUUGUAAACUGGCGAAUGUGUUUAGAAAAAAAAAAAGUGCCUGACACAAGAAAAGAUAUAUAUUUGUUUUGAUGAGCAUUUUAUUAUGGAAUACUUUUGCAUAUACAUUUAUUUUGUCAGUUUACAUUUUAUUGAAUUGCAUGAACUGGAGAAUGACAGUUUACUGCAACACAUACACUGUUUAGCUCCCUGCUUGAAUGAUCAAUAAAAUAUUCCUGAACCCAU
Molecule: messenger RNA, 2514 nt
Organism: Stegastes partitus (bicolor damselfish)
Lineage: Eukaryota; Metazoa; Chordata; Actinopteri; Pomacentridae
Product: LIM and senescent cell antigen-like-containing domain protein 1
Exons: 10
Coding region: 126-1133 (335 amino acids)
Biological process (GO): positive regulation of substrate adhesion-dependent cell spreading; cell-cell adhesion; cell-cell junction organization
Cellular component (GO): focal adhesion; cell-cell junction; cytoplasm
Source: RefSeq, a predicted model, not a curated record